CGCAUUGCCCACCACAAGCAACCCGCGAUACGCACCCCAGCCCAAUCCUGAACGCCUGACCUCUUCAUUAAUUCUGUUGAUCCGGGGUUCGCCGCCUCGCCGAUUACCCGAGCAAAAUUAUGAUGGAACAACUGUGUCCCGCGCUCGUUAUAGCUGACAACAGCUCCCCACACGCGAGGCAGAGCUCUCAGAUCUACAUAGCUGAAGCACAGGUUCCAGAUAUCACACCCCUGCCUUGCACGAAGUCUGCGCCUGGUGUGAUAUAGAUUGGGAAUGGUGCGGGCUUGCUUCGACCCCGAACAGCCAACACGCAUGAUAUGCACGAGAAGAUGAGUUUCCAAGACAUAUAGACAAAGGUCCGUCGCUGUUAGAUACCAGACAGACGACGAGGCUAGGUACAUCGUCCAUCCUCCGCGCUGGGCACAAAGGCAUGAAGGGUGCUCACCUCGGAUAAUGAGUUAUUCCGACUUGGCUCGUUCACCAUCGGUUGUCUGUACCUGCGUCCGCUUCACAAACACAAUGCUCAUUCUCAUCGAGGACACGGAGAAUCCCGUGAAGCCGUAGGCGAGUGGGGUAACAGGCGAUAGCGAGCACGCAUCAUCCACCCACUCACUUUGUUAUAUACCAUCACCACUUCUUUUCUCAGCUUCUCCUACCAAAAAGACCACUCUUCUCAGCUUCUCUGCCCCAGUCUCAAGCCAUCGGCAAUCACCCAAUCCACUCAGCAUGUCAAUCCAACUGAUUAACCCGCCCGACGUGCCCCCUCCGCGCCCGACAUAUUCCCACGUCCAAUGCACACCCAUCUCUGCCACGAGCACGCUGGUAACAAUAGCCGGCCAGAUCGGGGUUGACCCGGCGACCGGGACCACGCCCGAGUCCUUCAUCGCGCAGGUCGAGAUCGCGCUGGCCAACCUGGGCAGGUGUCUGGCCGCGGUCGGGGCGACGCCCGCCAAUAUCGUCAAGAUGACCCAGUUCGUGGUCAACCUGGAUCCCACCGACACGUCGCGGUCCGAGGCUUAUACCAAGUUCAUGGCCGGUCAUCGUCCGCCAAGUACGCUGGUGGGCGUCGCGGCACUGGCUGCCCCGAAUUGGUUGUAUGAGGUCGAGGCUAUGGCUAUUGUACAGAAGUGAUUGGCAAAAUUAAAAUCAGGUCAUGGAGAUAGAUGUUGAGGGUCGUUCGAGGAAGAACCGAGUUGUGGCCGUCCUCGUCCUGCUGCCGCCAACGGUACCAGCAGCAUCAUUCCCGCGUUGGAAGCGCAAUCUUCUUGCAGGUCCAUCAAUGUCCAGAGUCCUCG
This is a messenger RNA of Cladophialophora immunda, 1295 nucleotides long. RefSeq lists its product as uncharacterized. Bases 727 to 1131 code for a protein of 134 amino acids. The transcript has 2 exons. Gene Ontology annotation, cellular component: cytosol. Lineage: Eukaryota; Fungi; Ascomycota; Eurotiomycetes; Chaetothyriales; Herpotrichiellaceae. Gene Ontology annotation, molecular function: deaminase activity. The record is from RefSeq and is a predicted model, not a curated record.